Messenger RNA from Nothoprocta perdicaria, 2994 nucleotides. RefSeq names its product chloride channel protein C-like. Gene Ontology annotation, cellular component: membrane; intracellular membrane-bounded organelle. Gene Ontology annotation, molecular function: voltage-gated chloride channel activity. Bases 1 to 2994 code for a protein of 997 amino acids. The transcript is spliced from 18 exons. Gene Ontology annotation, biological process: chloride transport; transmembrane transport. The record is from RefSeq and is a predicted model, not a curated record. Lineage: Eukaryota; Metazoa; Chordata; Aves; Tinamiformes; Tinamidae.
AUGUCAUCGCUUUUUGCCUGUAGGAGAUACAUGGAAAAUGGUGAAGAGGAGAUGUUAAUAGUGGAAGAUGAGGGGCCUGAUUUGAUUCAUCCUCAGGAUUUGGGGAAGCAACCUAGCAUUAAUAGAAGCAGUCUAGCGUGUUAUCCCUGCAAGGAGGAGGAAGAGAGAGAACACCUGGUAGCCCAUGAGAGUUUGGAUUACUUACCUUCACAUAGUAAUGCUUACAAGAAAUGGCUACAGGAGAAAACAUACAGCACAGAGUGGGAUCGAUGGCUGCUCAUGGGAUUAAUAGGAAUAGCAGUUGGGAUACUGGGAUUUUUGACUCAUCAGAUAAUUGACUGUCUCAUCAAAUUGAAAUGGGACCUGGUGGAAAACUAUCUGCAGGAUGGCAACUUCAACAUGACCUGGAUAUGUGUGCUUGGGUAUGGGCUGGCCAURAUUCUUGUGUCUUCAAGCUCAGUGCUGUUCUUUUGCCCAGCAGGUUCAGCAUCUGGGUUACCAGAAAUCAUUGGCUAUUUGAAUGGUACUUCCAUGGAACAUCUUUUUAAUAUCAAGACCUUUUUAGGAACGUUUGUCUCUUGUGUGCUGGCUGUAGCCUCGGGACUCUUCUGUGGGCCAGAAGGCCCCAUGAUCCAUUUGGGUGCCAUCAYGGGUUGUGGCCUGAGCCAACUGCAGUCGGACACCCUUGGCAUCCRCCUCCCGUUCUUGACCCGGUUUCGGAAUUCAGCUGAUAAGAGGAAUUUCAUUACAGCUGGUGCCGGGGCAGGGAUCGCUGCGGUGCUGCGUGCACCCGUCGGUGGGCUCCUCUUCACGCUGGAGGAGGUGUCCUCCUCGUGGGACAUCACACUGGCCUGGCAGACCUUCUUCUGCUGCUUGGCGGCUACCUUCACCACGGAUUUGUUGUCCUCUUCUUUCUAYGGGCUUGUUUACAGGGGUCACUUUGGAUUUUUUGAGGUGGAGAAAAGAAUUCUGUUUUGGGUUAAGGACUUGCUGGACAUGAGCGUCUUGGCUUUCAUUCCAACCAUCCUACUUGGCGUACUUGGAGGUCUCCUGGGAGCUCUCUUCGUUUCCUUAAAUCUAAAGAUUAAUAAAUUACGUAUCCAGUUCUUUAAUUCAAUUCCAAAACCAUCCCUUAGAAAAACAAGCAAGUUAUUGGAAACUGUGCUCAUCCUUGUAUGUACAACAACUGUUACAAUCUAUUUGCCAUAUUUCUUUCCUUGCACUCCAGUCAUGAGCCUGAGAAACUCCCAGCUGAGAAACAACUCAGAAAUCAUAAAGCAGUUCAAGAGGGAAGUUUCAGAAUAUAAUUGUUCACCAAACACAUCAUGGAUAGGACCAGAUGGAGUCAGAUAUUUUAAUCAAACCUUCAAUCAAGCUGCUGCUCUCCUAGCUGAAAAUGGAAAGCAAGGAAUAGCAUAUCUAUUUAAACGUGGAAGCCCUGGUGAAUUUGGAUAUGCAUCUCUCUGCUCUACUUUGGCCUUUUAUUUCAUCCUCAGCUGCUGGACUGCAGGUUCUGCUGUUGCGAGUGGCCUGGUUAUUCCUGYGCUGUAUACAGGAGCCCUGUAUGGCAGGAUAAUUGGUCUGAUCCUUCUUUCCAUUUUUGGUGUUCAAACUAAUAAAUACGGAGCAUGGAUUGAUCCAGGUCUGUUUGCUGCCAUUGGAGCUGCCUCCUUCUUCAGUGGUGUGUCAAGACUAACCAUCUCCCUCACUGUUAUAAUGGUGGAGAUCACCAAUGAUGUCCAGUCCUUGCUACUGAUAAUGCUAGCUGUCAUGGUGGCCAAGAUGGUUGGUGACUUGUUUAAUGCAUCCUUAUACAGUUCCCUCCUGAAGCUGAAAUGCAUUCCCUACUUGGAUGUGGAGCCUUUUGCUCGUCACAGGAAAAAGUGGUUGAACUUGGAAUUGUUCUCUGCCAGAGAUGUCAUGGAGUCUCAUGUCAGAGUCCUUCACCUAAAGGAAAACGUUGCCUCGUUGGCUCGGCUCCUUGAAAGUACAAGCCAUGGUGGGUUUCCAGUGGUCUACAGGCCCAAAUCAGGCCAUGCAGAGGUGUUCCAGGGAACUAUUAAGAGGUUAGAGUUAUGUAUGCUGCUGGAGAACGAGCAUAUCUUUGAAUCAGAGACUAACCAUGAGUUUUUUUCCUCUUCACACUCUCUCUCUUACCAGAAGAUAACAGUGGAGAAGCUGCCCAAUCCGYCGCGUCUAACCAUUUUGCUGAGUCGCUACACUACAGAUCCCCGGUAUCAGCAACUCUUCAUCAAUCUGGAGCCAUACAUAAACAAAUCAGCCAUGUCGGUCCAAGCUCAUUUCUCACUGCAACGCACCUACGUCAUCUUUCGCACSCUGGGGCUUCGCCACCUGACUGUUGUUGACCCACAGAACCGAGUGGUUGGGAUAAUCACCAGGAAGGAUCUCAUGCCUCUUCCGCUGGAGGAGAGGCUCAGGCUCCAGCUGGCACCACAAAGCCCUGACACGGGAAAAAAUAAUCAAAGCUUUUCCACUUUUCUGAAAAAGAGAUGCUUAAAAGCUGUUGCUCCCCCCACACAAGUCCGUGGCCGGGGUGGCAGCGUUUGCAGGCGCUGCGUGGGCCGGGGGCUCCCUGGGGACCGCYGGUGGCRGCAGGGCCCUGCUGCCACAGCCUGUCCCCCUGCACGGGGGCAGCGGGGCCCGUACAGGGAAGGGAAGGCCUGGGCAUGGCGGGAAGCAGGUCCGAGGUCCCUUAGCCCCACAGGAUGGGAUUGGGAUCAGCUCCCGUGGUGCCUGAGCUAUGGUGAUGGGGCAGAGCUAAGGCCGGGAAGGGCAGUCAGAAUGUGGGUUGCGGUCCAUGGCCGGACAGGCCACUGCUGUGGCCCUGCUGCAGCAGGGAGUGAUGGUUCCAAGCYCAAAUGGUGUCCUGGUGUCAUGGGCAAGGUGUCCAUGGUGUCCCUGUGCGAGGCUGCUCGGGGACACCCAAGUCCUGCGAGUGCUCUCGUGGCCCUGACACCGGCACAGGCUCACUGA